AUAAAACUGCUUAUUAUACUUAUCAACGACUGAUUAACAAUUCGUUCAUUAAGUUUUUAACAGGUCACAAUUGAAAAUUGAAAACUACAAAAUGACCACCUUACGACCCUUUAAUUGUGAUGAUUUAUUUAAGUUUAAUAAUGUAUUGUCUAAAGUUUAAAAACUGCAGUGUGCUUAUGAAAAUAAUUUUUUUUUUCAGAAAUUUAGAUACACUUACAGAAACUUAUGCUAUACCAUUUUAUAUGCAAUAUUUAGCCCAUUGGCCAGAAUAUUUUCAAGUAGCAGAAUCACCUACUGGAGAAAUAAUGGGUUAUAUUAUGGGAAAAGCUGAAGGACAACCUGACAAUUGGCAUGGUCAUGUUACUGCUUUAACUGUUGCACCAGAAUAUCGAAGACUAGGAGUAGCGGGGUUUUUAAUGAAUUGGUUAGAAGAAGUUUCAGAAAAGAAAGAUGCAUGGUUUGUUGACCUUUAUGUUCGAGUUAGCAAUACAGUAGCUAUAUCCAUGUACAAAAGUUUAGGAUAUACAGUAUAUCGAACUGUUUUAGAAUAUUACUCGGGAGAUCCCGAUGAAGAUGCAUAUGAUAUGAGGAAAGCACUUUCUAGAGAUAUUGAAAAAAAAUCAAUUGUACCUCUGGAACAUCCUGUAAGAUUAGAUGAUUGUGAUUAAAUUAAUUUUUGUAAUAAAUAUAUAAGAAAUUUGUCUCAAU
Daktulosphaira vitifoliae (grape phylloxera) is the source of this 708-nucleotide messenger RNA. RefSeq names its product N-alpha-acetyltransferase 20 (gene Naa20A). The coding region runs from base 120 to 668 and encodes 182 amino acids. Gene Ontology annotation, cellular component: NatB complex. The transcript is spliced from 6 exons. Lineage: Eukaryota; Metazoa; Arthropoda; Insecta; Hemiptera; Phylloxeridae. Gene Ontology annotation, biological process: N-terminal peptidyl-methionine acetylation. The record is from RefSeq and is a predicted model, not a curated record. Gene Ontology annotation, molecular function: protein-N-terminal amino-acid acetyltransferase activity.